Molecule: messenger RNA, 1053 nt
Organism: Adineta ricciae
Lineage: Eukaryota; Metazoa; Rotifera; Eurotatoria; Adinetida; Adinetidae
Source: the annotation of a GenBank genome assembly
AUGGGCAACAAUAGUGCUUCCAUCAACAUUGUUCUCGACCGUGUACAACCGACGGUUUAUUACACAGCCGAAGUCAUAUCGGGUGAGGUGCAAUUUACUGUUUCGGAAAGUAUACCGACUACCGAUAAUAUUCAUCUGGUCCUGAAAGGAACUGUUGGCUAUACGACCAUCCAUAGGCAUCGAAUGCAAAACGGACAAGCAAAUCAAGUAACCGAUCGUCAUGAUAUAUGUAUUGUUAGACAAAAAGUACGAUUCGGUCAAAUGAUACCUGCCGCACAUCAACGCAUGAAGAGUGGUUUUAGUGAUAUGACAAGUUUUGAACCUGGUCAGUAUACGUAUCCCUUUUCAAUUCGUUUACCGGAUCUUCUCCCUCCAACGUUACAUCCGAACGAAUAUCCAUUUGUUCGUUAUCAACUAGAGCUUCUAGUCGAAAAGAAAUGGUAUGUGGCAAACACUUAUCUUGAAUAUCCAUUACGUAUUUACCCUCGUGUAAAUCUUCGUCACAUACCCAAUUCUCAAUGUUCAGUUAAAUUUGAUAUCGAACACAACGGCGUGAUCGUCAAAGGUGUUCUUCAACGUUCGGGCUUAAUGCCAGGCGAAACGACAACCUUUUCACUUGACAUUUUCAAUCCGCUUCAUUUAAUGAUUAAGCGUAUGGAUAUCUGCCUGAUUCAGCGUUAUGAAAUCGCACAAUUUCGACGUCGUCUGGAAAUCACACGUGUUUCGAUACCUCGACUAACUAAUUUCGAUGAUCAACACGUCGAAACAGCGUGUCCGUUCACUGUUCCCAUGGGCAUUUCGCCAACCUAUUAUUUCGAACGGCAAGAUAAUCGUUACGACAUACGUGUUCAGGUCAAAUAUGACAUCAGAUUCGAAGUGAAAGUUAAAGGACUCUUCACUAACUUCGAUUUACAAAUUCCAGUAAUCAUCGGUACACAUUCCGAACUGCAUACAGAUGGCAGUCAUCAAUCAGCAAUACCAACCCCGAUAGAUUUGAAUGCAAUCGAUCAACUUGAAUUUCAAACAACUGAUGAUAAUGAACAAACAUGUUAG